AUGCCUAAAUCAAGUCUACAGCCAAGUCCGCAGUCGCCUAUAAUGGUCCCUGGGCUCUCCAGACGUUUAUCGUUGUUGCGAAACACAUCUACGGCUGAGGAUCUUGGCGAUAUCGGAAUUCCCAAAGAUGCAAAGUUUACGCCUCUAUCGCCAAAGAUGUCUCCUGGGAAAUCUGCCGCCUACGAGCCCAGUGAGGUCAGCUCCCACUCUUCUUCUGAAAGUGAUGGUAGACUCAAGAAAUUGCUACGCAGAACCUCAAAUGCAUUGAGAAGUGGAAGUUUUAGCUCUGAAGGCUCUAUGGGAAAUCUGGCCAACUCAAAGGAUGCCAUGGCUGACGUGAAUACCAAGUUGGAUGAGUUACGAAUCUCCCAGCCCCUGGAUAAAAGGUCAAUGCCUGUUGUCUUAUUGAAUCCGGGGAUUGAAUUACUCAGGAUUACUCACAGGAAGAAAGUCAAAAGGUUAUUCAGAAUCGAUAUGGAUACCAACAGGCUACUUUGGAAUAACAAGUCGUCGUCAUACUUGAGUAUUGACAAGAUCAGGAACAUCAGGGCUGGCGACGAUGCUAAGAAUUACCGCGAAGAGUUCAAGGUGUCGUCUGAUUACAAAGACUUGUGGAUUACCAUCAUCUACAACAAUGAACAGACGUUCAACAACAUAAAGGCACUUCACGUUAUCGCUACAAGAAAAGAAGACUUUGAUGUCUUUCUGACUGUCUUGAAGAAUUUGCUAUACUUCAAGGUUGAAAUGAACAGAAGUUUUGCCAAUACCUUCAACAACGAGUAUCUGGCAACAUUUCACUGGAACAAUAAUGUUUUGCCGUACCAUCCACCUGUCCAAUCCGACAUCAACCGAGUGAGCAAGACUGGUGACCGCUUGACCUAUGAGGGCGUGGUGAAGCUUACCAAGAAACUGAAUAUCAACGUGGACACCGAUUAUCUCGGAGUCAUUUUCAAACAGGUGGAUGCCGAUCAUAAUGGAUAUUUGAACUUCGAUGAGUUCAAGUACUUUGUGAAGCUGUUACGGCAGAGACCUGAAGUUAUGGCCCUGUACGACGGAAUGAUUCGCCCGGGUGAGUUAUAUCUAUCGUUUGAGGCAUUCAAGAAUUUCAUUGUUGAUGUCCAACAUGAAGAUUACGAUGAAUCAACCAUCAAGAAACUAUAUGCCAGGUUCUCGCAAACUGGUGAGAUGAGCAGUGACGACUUCACUGAUUUUAUGAUAUCUUCCUACACAGCUGCUUUGCGAGACAUUGAGGAAGACUUCUCUCGUCCUUUAAAUGAGUAUUUUGUGGCCUCAUCUCACAACACAUACCUUUUGGGUCGCCAAAUAAAGGGCUCCUCCUCUGUUGAAGGAUACAUCAGGGCUCUGCAGCGUGGGUGUAGAUGCAUUGAGAUUGACAUCUGGGAUGGAGAGACCGAUGCAGGCGGAAAAUGUCCAGUUGUCACUCACGGAAGAACGUUUACAACUAGUAUUGACUUCAAGCAAGUGAUUGAGGCAAUUAGGAAGUAUUCGUUCAUCACUUCUCCGUUCCCGGUUAUCCUGUCUCUGGAGGUACGCUGUACUUACGAGAACCAAGUGAAGGCAUUCGAAACUAUGGUUGAAGUUUUGGGUGACACCCUUGUGACCACUCCUCUUGAUGAGACAUCCAAAAUGCUGCCAAGCCCACAGGCAUUGAAGCACAAGUUCUUGGUGAAGGUUAAGAAGACUAAUAAAGCCUUAAGCAAUGCGGAAUUUCAAAGUUCAGCUUCAGCAUCAACACCUUCAUCAAUGAGUGAGGAUAACUCCACUCUCAUACCUUCGAAGCUGAUUCCCAAGAAGACCAAAACGACUAAAAUCUCGAGCGAGCUGAGCAGCUUGGGCGUUUAUGUGGUUGGUACGAAGUUCACCAAUUUCUCUCUUCCCGAAUCAAAAACGUUCAACCACUGUUUUUCGUUCUCAGACAGAACUCUGGAGAAGAUGAUCAAAGUUGAUGAGAAACUGGCAGCUGUCUUGAAGCAUAACAGAAAGUAUCUGUUGCGUAUCUAUCCGUCGCAGUUUAGAUUCAGCUCUAGCAACUUCAAUCCCUUGCCUUUUUGGGAGGUUGGCGUUCAAAUGGUCGCAACCAAUUGGCAGUUGUUUGAUCGGGGACAGCAGAUCAAUGAAGCCAUGUUUGCUGUUGGAUCGCAUAGUGGCUACAUAUUGAAGCCUCGCUCAUUGAGACCCGGUCUUCGUCUAACGGACAAUAGAAAGCAGAAGAACAUCGUAAACCUUUCGACUUAUGAUACUGUCAAAGAGUAUACGUUCACCAUCAUAUCGGCUCAACAGCUGCCCAGACCGAAGGAGCUGAAGUCCAGUGUGCUUUUUGAUCCCUACGUUGAACUUGAAGUUUAUUCCGGAAAGAUUCUGACUUGCUCCGUAAACUCCACACUCCCAGGUGGUAUUGUCAGUUCUGCGUCAAUGCAAGUUGGUCGGUCUGAUUCUUCGUCCAGUUCUUCAAAUGGAGAAGAGCCAUCCUCUCAUCUGGCUACAGACCAAUAUCCUUGUGCGACCUUCACCACUCCGUCGAUAUCCAGGAACGGUUUCAAUCCUGUAUGGAACCAGAAAUGCUCCUUCACUCUUAUGAGCAAUGCUGCUGAUUUGACUUUCGUCAGAUUCCUUGUGAAAUGCAAGGUUUCCUCAGGUCCCAACGACAUUCUGAUUGGUGUCUAUUGCUGCAAGCUUGAAUACUUGAAGCGUGGAUACAGACAUCUGUCACUGGUAGAUUCGCAAGGCGAAGAGUUCAUAUUCUCCUCGCUUUUUGUGAAGUUUGACGAAACGAUCAUCUAA
Kuraishia capsulata CBS 1993 is the source of this 2802-nucleotide messenger RNA. RefSeq lists its product as uncharacterized. Bases 1 to 2802 code for a protein of 933 amino acids. Gene Ontology annotation, biological process: lipid metabolic process; phosphatidylinositol-mediated signaling. The record is from RefSeq and is a predicted model, not a curated record. Gene Ontology annotation, molecular function: calcium ion binding; phosphatidylinositol-4,5-bisphosphate phospholipase C activity. The transcript has a single exon. Lineage: Eukaryota; Fungi; Ascomycota; Pichiomycetes; Pichiales; Pichiaceae.